AUGCUUUCCACCUUCAAAAGAGCAUUUUCAACCUCGUUUACACAUUUCAAAAUGUCAAUCCCAAAAACCUCGGCUGCAGUUUAUUUCAAAGAGCAAUCGGAGAGUCUUGACGUUCUCACGUUUGACCCGGAGUACGCCACUCCACAGAUCCAAUCUCCCACCGAGGUCCUGAUCAAAAACAGAUAUGCCGGUAUCAAUUUUAUCGAGGCCUACUUCAGAAAGGGCAUUUACCCUGUGACCGAGCUUCCAUAUGUUCUGGGACGUGAGGCCUCGGGUACCGUUGCCGCAAUUGGCUCGGAAGUCAAAGACCUUUCUGUUGGUGACAAGGUUGCGUAUUUGUCAGGAAAAACGUUUGCCCAGUACACCCUUUUUGACACGGCCACGAAUCACCGUUACUUGAAGCUUGACCCUGCAACCACUGACAAGGAGUUGCUCCUCUAUGGGUCUGCUCUGGUUCAGGGUUUGACGGCAUUGACUAUUAUUGAGGAUAGCUACCCUGUUAAGAAGGGCGAUGACAUCUUAGUCACAGCAGCCGCUGGUGGUGUUGGUCUUUUGCUUGACCAAUUGAUUUCGGGAAUUGGGGCAAGAGUCAUUGCUGUGGCCUCUACUGCUGACAAGUUGGAGUUGGCCAAGAAGGCAGGUGCUUCGGUUGUAAUCAAUUCCGAGACUGAAGACGUUGUGGCACGUAUCAAGGAAGCUACAGGCGGUAAAGGUGUCGAAGCCUCUUUCGACGGAGUUGGAAAAGCCACCUUUGAGAUUUCUUACGAGUCAUUGGCCAGAAAGGGCAGUUUGGUUUCCUUUGGUAAUGCCAGUGGCACGGUUCCCCCAUUAUCCAUCAACAGAUUGUCUCCCAAGAACCUCAAACUAGUGAGACCACAGGUUUUUGGAUACACCGCAACCAAGGAAGAAUGGCUGUACUACUCAUCCAAGCUGGUUGGGCUGCUUAAGAGCGGCAAGCUCAAACUGGACAUCACCGAAGUGUUCCCAUUGAAGAAUUUCAAGUUAGCAGCCGAGAAACUUGAGGGCAGGAAAACCACCGGAAAGCUGGCGUUGGAGAUUCCAGAGUAG
Molecule: messenger RNA, 1068 nt
Organism: Kuraishia capsulata CBS 1993
Lineage: Eukaryota; Fungi; Ascomycota; Pichiomycetes; Pichiales; Pichiaceae
Exons: 1
Coding region: 1-1068 (355 amino acids)
Biological process (GO): cellular response to oxidative stress
Cellular component (GO): cytoplasm
Molecular function (GO): quinone reductase (NADPH) activity; zinc ion binding
Source: RefSeq, a predicted model, not a curated record